Molecule: messenger RNA, 1156 nt
Organism: Sapajus apella (tufted capuchin)
Lineage: Eukaryota; Metazoa; Chordata; Mammalia; Primates; Cebidae
Gene: SRSF9
Product: serine and arginine rich splicing factor 9
Exons: 4
Coding region: 145-810 (221 amino acids)
Cellular component (GO): ribonucleoprotein complex; cytoplasm; nucleus
Molecular function (GO): mRNA binding
Source: RefSeq, a predicted model, not a curated record
CCUUCGCUUCCGCUCCGCGUUCCCACAAUGCAGUGCGGCUGAGCGCCUCGGAGCCCGCGGGGACGCUGCGGGGGGACCCGUGCUGAGGCGGCGGCGGCGGCGGCGACGUGGGCUGCGGCGGGCCCGCGGCGUCGGGCGGUGCGGAUGUCGGGCUGGGCAGACGAGCGCGGCGGAGAGGGCGACGGGCGCAUCUACGUGGGGAACCUUCCGACCGACGUGCGCGAGAAGGACCUGGAGGACCUGUUCUACAAGUACGGCCGCAUCCGCGAGAUCGAGCUCAAGAACCGGCACGGCCUCGUGCCCUUCGCCUUCGUGCGCUUUGAGGACCCCCGAGAUGCAGAGGAUGCAAUUUAUGGAAGGAAUGGUUAUGAUUAUGGCCAGUGUCGGCUUCGUGUGGAGUUCCCCAGGACUUAUGGAGGUCGGGGUGGGUGGCCCCGUGGUGGGAGGAAUGGGCCUCCUACAAGAAGAUCUGAUUUCCGAGUUCUUGUUUCAGGACUUCCUCCAUCAGGCAGCUGGCAGGACCUGAAGGAUCACAUGCGAGAAGCUGGGGAUGUCUGUUAUGCCGAUGUGCAGAAGGAUGGAGUGGGGAUGGUUGAAUAUCUCAGAAAAGAAGACAUGGAAUAUGCCCUGCGUAAACUGGAUGACACCAAAUUCCGCUCUCAUGAGGGUGAAACUUCCUACAUCCGAGUUUAUCCUGAGAGAAGCACCAGCUAUGGCUACUCACGGUCUCGGUCUGGGUCAAGGGGCCGUGACUCUCCAUACCAAAGCAGGGGUUCCCCACACUACUUCUCUCCUUUCAGGCCCUACUGAGACAGGUGAUGGGAAUUUUUUCUUUAUUUUUUAGGUUAACUGAGCUGCUUUGUGCUCAGAAUCUACAUUCCAGAUUGAUCAUUUAGUGUCUUAGGAAAUUUUUUUAAAUUUUUUUUUAAAAGAAAAAAAACUACAUAAUUUCUACCAGGGCCAUAUUAGCAGUGAAACAUUUUAAACUGCAGAAAUUGUGGUUUUGGUUCAGAAGCAAGUUGUAUAUUUUUCACCCGAUUAUGGGAAAAAAAAUCAGUUUUGUCUUUGUGGGUUACUCUGCUAUGGAGAUCAGCAGUUACUGUUACUGAGUUGGCCCAUUCUGUUUAGAAAUAUAUUUUAAACGUUUAGUAAUUGA